Molecule: messenger RNA, 5802 nt
Organism: Linum trigynum
Lineage: Eukaryota; Viridiplantae; Streptophyta; Magnoliopsida; Malpighiales; Linaceae
Source: the annotation of a GenBank genome assembly
CAAAUUUCAUAACUCACUUUCCUCCGGCCAACUGGCCGGGGCUCACGCUAGUUUCAUAAAGAGAAGGCUAGACUGAUAGUUGUGCAACCCAUAGUUUUAUUUACAGUAGAUUAACCGUUAAAUGACUUUAACAGAACCAGUAUAAAAAGAGCAGAGCAACAGCUAGCUGCCUCUGUGAUUCUCGGCUCUAUUUCUACCCAUAGACCAGGAAACCGGAUCGUACCGGCCGGUUCAACCGGAAAUUGGACCAAAAGCGGUACGGUGGCCUGAUUGUGCUGAUUUUACCGUGCCGGCCGGUUUUUUCGGUUUGACCGGUUGAACCGGCCGGUACGAUCCGGUUUCCUGGUCUAUGAUUCAGCUUCAUUUCUCCGUAUUCUCGUCCAAUAUGUGGAAAUAAUUAAAAAAGAAUAUUAUUUUGCUAUUUUUCUAUGUUGAAAAUAGGUCACCGUGGUUGUAUAAUGCUCUAUUUGGUUCUUUUUUUGAUGGAUUAUAUUUUUUAUACUAUCGCAUUUCAUUUCUCUAUCAAUAGUGAAAAACGGUAUUUACCGGUACAAAACGGUUGAACCACGGUCGUACCACAAAAUACCAUACCAGAAAGGAAUCCGGUAUGAUGUCCGGUACGGUUUCCUUUACCAUGUUUCUACCCUAAACCUAGAAAUUCGUCAUCAAUAAAGAUAGAUGGGAUUGCAUGAAAUACUUUCCACAAGCUCACGGCUCACGAGUCACAAACUUCACCGUUUCUCUUAAUAAUUGGGCCGAAGCUAUCUAUUCUUAGAAUCCAAAGUAAAACAAUUCCAGUGGGCUUCUCUACGAGCUCCGCCCACAGAAAAAGGCCUUUAUUAUGUUACGAAUAACCUAGAGAACAGUGUACUGGGCUGGACAAUUGUUGUUCGCAUUCAAAGAAAGCAACGGCGUCGUUCGUUAGUCAUCAAUCUAUUCCAAACGGCAAAACAACUUCCACAAGGAGAGAAACCGCCGACGGUCAUCGCCCCGCUGCCGAACCGCCGAGCAGAGAGAGCUCCGUCGGCCAAUCCAUUACAAAUCACCAUCCAUGGCGGCAGGGCUACCGCUUCUCCGCCGCGUCAUCGCCGUAGACGCCGCGAUAUCUCGAUUCCUCCACACCCUCUUCCAUCCAUACUUCCCAACGGCGCUCCUUCUCUUCCUCGAGAUCUCCGCCGACUUCCGAUUCUCCUUCCCAAUCUGCCUUGCCCUCCUCUUCUCCCCACUCUCCCCGGCACUCCUCCCUCUCUUCAGUCCUCUGCUCUUCGGCCUCCUCCUCGACCUCGCCGUCGUCGGCCUCACCAAAGCCAUCUUCCGCCGCCAGCGCCCGCCCUACAACCACUCUUCCAUGUCCGCCGUCGUCGCCGUCGACAAAUUCUCCUUCCCCAGCGGACACUCGACCAGGGUCUUCUUCGUCGCAUCAUUGGUUUCUCUCUCGGGGACCGCAAUUGAGGCCGCUCUGCUCGAGCUGAAGGCCGGCGGAGGGCUGGCUGAGCAGUGGAUUGUUGGUGGUGACGAGGGCAGAGUGGUGGAGAUAGUGGCGAUUGGCGUCUUCGCUUGGGCAGCGAUUACGGCAUCGUCUAGAGUUUUCCUUGGCCGGCAUUUCUUCCUUGAUGUUGUGGCAGGGGUGUGUUUGGGAGUUCUUGAAGGUCUUGUUGCUUUUCGAUUCCUGCGGUUUGAGAAUUUCCUAAGCACCCUACUUUAUCAGAAAGUCGUCGAGGUGGCAAAUUGAGUGCUUGCAAUCUGCAUUAGGUGCUUCCUCCGCGGAGAAGGUUGGAUGAACUCUCUUUGGAUUUCUAUCAACAGAGGGUAGCGGGAGACUAAAUGCCUCUUGCAGUGUCCCAUGAAAUCUCGGUUCAGGUGCGAAUGAUCAUUGAAGUAGAGUGAAAGUUGAGAUUAUGCUACUUAUAGUUGAUUUUCUGCCGAAAUUCAAACUUACCAUCACUCUGUAUUCAUCUAACCGGUCUCAAUUGUAUAUCAUUUGUUACCACAACUUGAUGGUUUUUGUUGAUGAUGGAUAAAGCUUGAAACUUUGCAUACCACAUGUUGUGGGAUUCCGACAGUUUUUGUUGUUGUUUGUCCGACUGAAAAACUACAGUUGCACAUCUUUAUUCAAGGUUAAACAUCACUCGUUGGGGGGGCCGUUUGAACUUUAGGGAUCCUUAAAAAAAUUCUUCGGUUUAUGCUCUUCCUUUACGAGUGAAGGUUUGGAGUAGGAAAAGUUACCUGCUCAAUGUCCCUUGAAGGUUGUCUCUGUAAACGUGAUAUGUUUCCUGCAGAACUGAUAAGAUAGGUUGGUAAGUAUACCACCUGUCUCUUAGACUGUCAUGUCGAGCACAUUACCAGCAGUUGGUGGCUGGUAGCUAAAUUUGCGCAUUGGAUGGCUCAUGUGGCAGCCACUUUGUGGCAUCUCGAGUAUGGAACCCACAGCCUUUGUUCUUCUAGCCUUCCUUUUUCUCUGGCCUUAUAGGUAUCUUGAUAGCUAAAGGUGUCUCUUUUAUGUUAUCAUUUGUAUGAAGAAGCUUGUGGGUGAAUGUCUGAUGAGUUUGAGAAUCACUCAACCGUUAGGAGCUAGUUUACUAUGUAAUGCAGGCAACAUACUGAUUAUCGAUUGAGAUUGAUCGACUGAUUGAUGAUUGACUUUAGUCGAGUGAAGGAAUGAGGAUGUUAGGCUUGAUAGAUUAGAGAUGAAAGAAACGGGGAACUCUCUCAAAGCAAGGAAGUAAAUGUGGUGGUUAAUAGUUGUUAGCUUGUAUUGUCUUCACUAACAAACUCUACGACUUGAUACUUAUACCAAUCAUCUACCUUUUGUUCAUUUACUUCUCCCAUGUCUAUUUCUAGUUUCUGUAGCUGAAAGGGAGAUGCAUGUGCAUGCUUUGAAUUUCGAAUAGUGUUUACUCACUCUUCUCUGCACUCUGCAAUUUCUUUUCUCCUGUAGCAAUAAAAAUGGUCCUUUUUCCUAAUCUCCCCCUUCAUGCCAGGGACCUACCAUGGAAGUUAAAGCUAUUUGAUUUGUGAACUGCUUUUGGGGCUUUUGUCUAUAUUAUUAUUGAGUCUUCUUAGUGUCUGGUCCCCAAAUUUGACUCAGAAUGAUGAUUAGGUAGUACUGGUGUUUUUUCCUUCUUCUGCUUUGGCAAUGAAGAUGGUGUUGAGGCUGUGGCCGUUGUCCACUUGUGAUAUUAGUAUCCACAUUUCUUGGUUUUUGUUAGUAUUCUUUGCUUUCCCAUGAUUAAUGCCCUAUUUUUUGUGUUUGGCUUUUAGUCAUAGGACAAAUCCAUGGAAGCCAAAAAUGGGUAAAUGCUCUUUCAACCAUAUGCCCUCCAAUGCUUUAUUUCUUAUAAGCUAUAAUGGUUGCAGCAACUCCUUUACUGUAGGAAUCAAGAACCAACAGGGGAUAUUGUGGUAUCAAUCAACCAUCUUACAACGGUUGGGGUAGUUUUUGCCUUCACGAGGCUUCUGUUAUGGCUCUGCUUUAUCACGUUGUAGAUAACAAAGAACAGUGUGGUGACUGGAUUCUGGACAGCUUUAUUCAAUUCAAGUCUUUCCUUGGUCAAUCUAUUUGCGGAUUGGACCGGUCAAGCUGCUCAUUUAUAAGUUUAUGACCAAACUUAGUACAAAAAAGUUGAUACCUGAGGAAGGAUGGAGUAGAUAGAUAUGUUGACAUAAUGCUGAGAGAGAACUGUCGACUGUUUACCUAUUUGAUAUUGGCUUUACAUGCUGGGUUGCUAGGCAGGCAGCAGCUUGUGACUUCCUAAAACUUUUUUUCUGCCAAGAAAGUGAUGUAAACAUGUGAGGAGCUAGCUUACUGGGUUUUCUUCUCUUCCUUUUCUUUUUUCCACCCUUGGUAGUAGUUUGUAUUUUACAAAAGCACAUAAUUGUUUUGGGAUGAAACAUUGAACACAUUUUUGGGCAUAUUGCCAUCAACUCGGUGGAAAGGGGUAUCUUCCCUUUUACCCCCCAAGAAAUGUUCAGAGGACCACUGAGAGAAAGCCAAUCUAGAUUCUGGGUAGUACUCAUCAGGAGGGGGUUGAUAGCCCAGCAGGAGUGUGGAUUUAUUGCAUCUCUCUCUCCCUCUCUUGCUCUGUUGUGUUUGUUUCUUUUGCUUUUCAGAUUACCCAGUUGAGAAUUGAUCAUGGUCAUGAUAAUCAUCACUCACUGGGCUGACUGGGCAUGGCAGCAAGGGGAAACCUGAGGCAGAGAUAUUUCAGAAGAGAGAAAAAAAAAACACAGUUGACAGUAGAAAGAAGGUGAGUAAAAAGUUCUCAUGUCUAUGCAUGUAAAUUUGGAAGAGAUGAGAUAAAGACAGUGCAUCCAUCAUUUUAUGAAGGACGUCCAUCUCCCCCAUGUAUGUAUGUGUAUGUAACACUGCUAUUCGUACCAAAAUGGAGUCAUUCAUCUCCCCCCUCUUGUUUCCAGAUCUCAUGAUGUUUUUCCCUCUUUGUAACCAAAUUUUUCUGAAGUGCAAUAUAAGCUACCUCUUUGUCAAAAAAAAAAAAAAAAAAUUUCAGGGCUCUUUAUCUUUCUUCUGGGGUGGUUUGGUUUCUCUUUCUUACGGGUGGUGGAAUGGAAUGAGAGUACAAUCGAUUAAUUACUGUUGUUAUUGCAUUGCAGGCUGAAUUGGUGAUGAUGGUCUACAAUGGUGGCCUUCUUUCUUAUCAGUUCUUUCUCAUUAUGACCCCUCUUGGCUCCUAGAGCCCCUAGACUUAAUCAAAGGGAGGAAGGGGUCCUGCUGUGCAGCUGCCCCCCGCUUUUCUUUCUUUCUUUCAGUCAAAUAUUGAAUGAAGAAGGAAGGGAUUUUAGUGAAUUGGAUUAUAAGAGACGAGUGUGAGUGCUCCAACACUAAAAUGGUUAGUUACCCUUCGAGCCCCCUGUACUUUGGUCAACUAACAAACAAGUCCUUGAACUUUCAGUUUUAGCUCAUAGUGAGGGGACAGCUUCAUUGGCAGAACUACUGUGUUCGUUAAACUUCUUGUGGCAUAAGUAGUUGGUUAAAAUUGAAAGUUAAGUGGCUUGUUUGUUAGUCGGGACAAAGUGCAGUAGUCUAAAUGGUAUAAUUUUAAGUUAAGUGGCUUGUUUGUACCAUAAAAAAUACAAUAUGAAAUUGUACCAUAACAUUAAAGAUAUAAUUUUAAGUUGUAUCAUAAAAGUAAAAAUAUAUAGCACCAAAUCAUAGUAAAAUUCCUUUGUCUUCAUAACCAUUAAUAAGCAAAAGACAAAUAGGUGCUUCUUCAAUGUAUUUAUGAUUGGGCAAAAAGAACUUUCUUAAGCAGCUUUGUCCUAAUGGCAUGCUUUCUUUAGUUUCCCUUAUUAGCUGCUUGCGACUAAUGAUUUGUGAAACCACUGGAUCCUCUUUUGCAGGUUUAAAAAAUAGCGACUUCCAUAUCAAAGGGGAAAUCUCCUCUUUCUCAAGAUUUGAGGAUUAGUUUAUCAUAUAAAUAAUCCUUCGUGGGGCAACUAAAGAUCUCGAAAAUCAUUAGCGAAAGAGAGAGAGGGAGGAUCGCUGUGUUGUGUACCUUUUUAAAUUUUCUUACUACUUCUCCUCAUCUACCACUUUUUUGUAUUGCUUAUGAGGACAUCAUUUGUCACAAUUGGGUAAGGUUUGAUUACCGAAUGGGUAUUUGCACUAUGAAAUUCUUUUUAUUUCUUUGUCUACAUCAGAACUAUACUCAAUGGUUAAAACGGGACGAGAUACGAUGACAACCCCUAAGGGGUUGUUAGAUUCACAACCCACUUCAUAGCCUUGGAUACGCUCUCUUUCCUGUCUCUUUUUUUUUUUUUUUUAAAUUAACGGUUAAGAUUAAA